Messenger RNA from Penicillium brasilianum, 2989 nucleotides. Lineage: Eukaryota; Fungi; Ascomycota; Eurotiomycetes; Eurotiales; Aspergillaceae. The record is from the annotation of a GenBank genome assembly.
CGAGAAGUAAUAUCGACGGCAUAGAUGGUAUUUUGCUUCUUCCAGUUAUGUAUAUAAUAAUGGACUUAAUGCCGAGUGUCAUUCACAUGCUCCGUGGUCUCCAUAAGACGAGCCAGCGUCACUGCUUCGCGAAGAGCACGUCCAAUAUGACCCCGGACGCCCGCCUCUUCCAUCACCAUUAGUCCACCAAUCGUACAUCCCUCUGGAGACGUACCUUGGUCCCUGAGUACAGCCGGGUGCAUCCCACUUUGGAGCAUCGUGGCCGUUCCUUGCAUGGACUGGAAAAUCAUAGUAUGUGCCAGGUUCCGCGGCACGCCCACCGCGACGGCAGCAUCAAUCAGCGCGUCGCAAAUUACUGCAAAAAAUGCCGGUGUAGACCCUCCUACGGCAGUCGUCGCAUUCAUGAGUCUCGGCUCAAUCUGCACGGCGCGCCCGAUGCGCUCGAAAAUUGCCGUCGUGAGUUUCAAGUAGGACUCUGGCGGAGAGGGCUCGGAGACCUCGAUCGCUGUCAGGGACUGCGAAACCUGCGCCGCAAUAUUGGGGAGAGUGCGUAUGACCCAAGCCCGGUCGGCCUGGUUGGCAUUGGUGGUUUCGCUUCCGUAGAUGGUUUCCUCGAGCUUUUGUCUGGUCCAGCCAGCUGCGAUGCUAAUUAAGAGUUUACGCUCCAACACUUCCGGCAGGCCUGGUUGCUUCAGAACAUUCUCAAUGUCGGCGGGGUCCACGCCUAGGAUAAUCACAUCGGAAUCGCGGGCGGCCUGAACAUUGUUGCCGCGAGAGAUGGAGAGUCGAUUCUCGUGUUGGGGAUAUUUCUCUGCUAGCUUCUUCUCCGAGGCUUCGCUGCGGACACAGGCGAUGAAUCGACUGAACAAUGGAUCGCUAUCUCCCGUACGGAGCAGACUGUUCAAGAUGGCUGAUCCUAGGUUUCCUAUAUUCAACCGAUUAGUGUCGAGAAUGCUCGCGGCUUCUCCAUUCGCUUACCACAUCCCAGCAGGCACAGAGUUUCCGUUUUCGCUGCUGCCAUUGUGAUCAGAUGAAAGCGACUGCAAGAUUCUAUCUUGCACCUAACUCAAGCUUUGAAAAAUGACAAAUGACACCAAACAAAAACUCCGUGAGACAGUCAAGUUGCCCCUCGCAGUCAACCCUCAUCGGGAGGGUGCCCGAGUGUAAGUGGAGACUGUCGCCUCCCGCACGAUUUGGGCGGGCGCUUCCUCUUCUCCUCUUCUCCUCUUCGCCUCACCCUCCGGUCCACUCGGUAGGUCGUCCCGACUGAUAAGGAUGGGCCCCACAGUAGCUACCCGUGCUCGUCGCAAAAGAUGCCGAUCCUAGGAAAGAAAUUGCGUAUAUGCGGGGUACAUCGUGCGUAUCAGGAGCAAUAAAUAUCAUCGGGCGGCGGGCACACCGACGAGAAAUAACUAAGUCAAACUCGGGCUGAGUGACCAUGGGCGUUUCCAAAUCGGACGCUAUUCUCAUCGUGGGAGGCGGUGCUUUUGGCCUCUCUACGGCCUUUCAUCUCGCGCAGAAAGGAUAUACGAAUGUCUCUGUAUUCGAGAGAGAUGAUCAUAUUCCCCCGCGCUACUCUGCGGCCAAUGAUUUGAACAAGAUCGUGCGCGCUGAGUACGAGGAUCCUUUCUACACCGACUUGACGAUUAAAGCAAUUGCCGCAUGGAAGACUCCCUUGUUCGCCCCUCAUUUCCACCAGACCGGAUUCCUCCAUUGCGUGUCCGGCGAUGCGCCCAAAGAAGCAAUCGAUACACUGAACAGAUUCCGCGAUUCGGCUGAGCGCAACACUCAGAUCCAACCGUAUGUGUCGGCUCUAGACGGAGAAUCAGAUAUUCGUGAGGCCUGUUGGCAGCUGGAUGGGCCUCUUCCGGGCUGGAAGGGGUACUUCAAUCGCUUCGAUGGGUAUGCCCAUUCCGGUAACGCUCUGGCUGGGAUUUAUCGCGCAGCUCAGGCUGCCGGAGUACGAUUCUUCCUGGGUGAGCAAGGCACCGUGGACGAAAUUAUCUACGUCAGCACCGUCAAUGGACGCAAGUGUGCUGGUAUUCGAACAAAGAAUGGCCGAUUCCAUUCGUCUCGCCUAGUCAUUGUCGCAGCCGGCGCCAACGCGGGUCGUCUGGUUCCGCAGCUUGGACAGCAGGUCGUUGCCAAGUCAUGGUCCGUGGCUCACGUCCAAUUGAGUGAUGAUGAGACCUCGGGUCUCCGUGGAAUCCCGGUGACUUAUGCCCGUGAUCUGGGAUUCUUCUUUGAACCAGACCCGAAGACCAACUUGUUGAAGCUGUGCCCGAUGGGUGGUGGAUAUAUCAAUACUGAUCCUCAGACGGGCGUGUCGCUUUCACCAGAGUCAUUGAUAGAGAGCGCCUUCGUUCCGGAGGAAGACGAGAAGCAGAUGAGGAAACUGUUAGCUCAAACCUUUCCAUCUCUAGCCGACCGGCCCCUUGUCAAGAAGUCUCUUUGCUGGUUUGCCGAUACAAACGACUCUGAUUUCAUUAUUGACUACGUGCCCGAUCUGGAGUCCUCACUCAUGCUUUUAUCCGGUGAUUCGGGCCACCUGUUCAAGAUGUUCCCCAUCGCUGGUUCCUGGGUGACGGAUCUCCUGGAGGCACCGGAUAACAAGCAGGCUCUUGCACGUUGGCGGUGGAAGCAACCCGAUCCCAACGCAGGACAGGAUUGGGGAGGUGCCGUGAGCUGGCGUCUUGGUGAAUCCAAGGAAUUCUCUGCCAUCCGGGCUCCAAAGGCCUCGAAGCUGUAAAUAAGUCCCGAUUGAUGGUAAUUUGAUGAUAACGUUGGUUAGGACGUCUUGCCGAGUGCAAGAUGACCUUAAGAUAGAUUACAUGGCUGACUUUUGCAUUAUUACCUGAAACACCUUAAUCAAAGAAUCAUGUCAGCACUCCUUUCUACCGAGACAAAGAAUUCAGACUAGACGAACCAUGGAAAUAAAUCAGUUUCUUCAGAUUCUUUCAUUGAAUGAGAACUCUCAUGUGAUCCGUCA